Molecule: messenger RNA, 2601 nt
Organism: Notothenia coriiceps (black rockcod)
Lineage: Eukaryota; Metazoa; Chordata; Actinopteri; Perciformes; Nototheniidae
Gene: atf5a
Product: activating transcription factor 5a
Exons: 4
Coding region: 324-1838 (504 amino acids)
Biological process (GO): regulation of transcription by RNA polymerase II
Cellular component (GO): nucleus
Molecular function (GO): DNA-binding transcription activator activity, RNA polymerase II-specific; RNA polymerase II transcription regulatory region sequence-specific DNA binding
Source: RefSeq, a predicted model, not a curated record
GUUGCUAGGUGUGAAUGAACUGAUGCUUUCUCACAAUUAAACAGCUCCUCAGUUUACAGGUCGACCACAACAAAGCAACAACUAGUCCUUUUUUGCGGAUAUUCCGAGCCAAAAGAUGGCUCUUUGAACUCGUGAAGUUUUCGGACCCGUGAAUAAACCGUGCCUUGCUUCAGCAACGCACCUCAAGUGCUCUACCUUUUUUUCUGCAAGAAUGGAGUUUCAUUAUGCACACCCUGCCCUGCUCUCUGUGGCCCAUCUGUCAGACGCUGCUUGCUCUCAGCAUAUGCUUGGACUUGGACUGAAUCAAAGCACCAUCAGACAAUAUGAUGGCAACAUCAGCUCCUGUUUGGAAGACUCUUCGUGUCUACCCGGCAGACCCCCUCGCUCUCUCUCACCCACAGGCUAACCACAGCCAAUCACAGGGGUACAGGGGGGAGGUGUCAGAGGAGACUCAGCACUUAAUUGGUGAUGGUCUCACUGGCUGGAUGACGGAAGAAGUGGAUUUCUCCUCGUACCUCCCAAACCCUCCUUCCCCUCCCUCCUCCACCAAUGCCUCCCUUCCCCCUUCACCCCUUCAGAAUGAUAUCCAGGUGCCCUCGGACUUGGAGGUCAUGACCUCUCUGCUGCAAGAGGAACUGGCCCAACUAGAGGACUACUUCCUGUCUGAACCACUGCCAGAGAAAGGGCCGAGGCUGGGAAAAUGGGACAGGGGUCCACUGCCGACGGGUCCUCAGCCGUUCACUCAGCUGCCAUACGCAUCAUACUCCACGUCCAACCAAUCGGAAUCCAGCCCACUUCUUGUUACCCUGGCAACCGGUGAACUGGACCUGCUGAGCAUCUGUGGCGGGCCCAUUGGGCGAUCCAAAAUUCCAAGACACGCCCCGUAUAGCGUCAGUCGCCCCACCGGGUGUGUGAGGAAAAGAGUUCCUGACGGGACAAGGUUCCACGAGGGCUAUGAUAACAGUUUGUUGAGUUCCAAAGGAAGUAACUCAGGUAACUCGGCCGUGACCCUCACCGGUAGCUACGACUGUGUAGAGGACGAGCAGCUGCUAGGGAAAAGCUACUGUCUGGGUAGUGCAGUCGAGGUCAGAAGAUGUGCCGCUCUACCAAAAGACGAGAAAAAUUGCUGUUUCAGUCAAGAUGUCAUAGGUGGUUCCAAAGUUGUCGGCGGUGGAUUUGGUUUUGGCGUAUCACUUGAUGUCCCGCACAAAAAAGAGGAUCUGCUGAUGUAUAGCAUGAGGGAGGUCGGCGGAGUCACCGGUAACAACGAGGUGCUGAAUAAUAUCAAAGCUAGCAUGGAGGUCACCAAAGCCUCAUGGAAGACAGAGAGCAGUGAAGGUUGUUAUCUUCCAGCAGCACCGCAGUCAGAGGCCUUUCAUAGCUUCUUAGGCAAUAUCAACGAACAGGUGAAAUCAGAGAGUCUACGGAUAGGGCAGCAUGAUUUGCACUGUAAUUUCCUGGAGGAUCAGGGCCCAGAGUGUCUUUUAAUGUCUAGGGAGAGUCUGAACAUGGAGUCUCCGUGUCACAGACAAGCAUGCAGGCUAAAUGAAGAAGACCACUGUGCUUUAAACUACGAAGACGACCUCAUUCCAGGUGAAGGCGGCGAGCGCAAACAGAAGAAGAGAGAUCAGAACAAAACUGCCGCUCACAGGUAUCGCCAGAGAAAAAGGGUGGAGCUUGAUACUUUGGAGGGACAGUUGCAUGGCCUUGAAGGGAGGAACCGGGAGCUCCGGGACAAGGCAGAGUCGGUAGAACGUGAAAUCCAGUACGUCAAAGACCUGCUGAUUGAAGUUUACAAGGCCCGCAGCCAAAGGCUCAAGCAGGACACAACAGCGUAACACCGAGCUCCUGCAAGUAUAUUUAAAGAGGGCGUAGCAGGGAAGAUGUGGCGCCUUUUUGUGUCUUUAAGAUUGUCCAGAAGUGAAUGUUUGAAUUUUUUUGAAAUGCAUGCUUUGCUAACGUGAAUUAUUUUUGACAGUUAAAACCAACACUUUAUCCGAUGCGUCCAUUGCUUUCGCUCUCUCUAAUCACUUGAGCCUGCACUGUGGCAUUGCAAUGCUUUAAAUGACAAUCAAUUAAAAAAGAUAUUGCACUGCGUGGAUCUACUAAUUGAAGUACAGUUAUUUCUGGGAAAGUACCUUUUUUUCAUUAUGCGGGUUUAAUCAUUUAACAGCCUUACAUUUGAAUUGAUGUCAGCAAUAGAAAUUCAUAUUUUUUUCAAAUUUACAAUAACUGUACUAUACUUUUUAAUAGUUGAGGUUGUUAAACAUGUGGUUGGUGUCACUAUGUGAAACUGCAUCGCUUCCUUUUUGAUUUCAUCUUUUAAACCAAAUACUUUUCUACAAUCAUUUUCUCGCAUCGCUUGUACAGCAAAUGUUAUUUUAACUGCUUUGAAUAUUUUAAAAUACUCGAAUUGGGCUUGAAGAUGUAUUGACUUUUACAAUUGCGGCUAAUGUAAAGAAGAGCACAAAAUAAAUGUAUUCAACCUUAACUAUUGGUUGGCAAUUUUAAUAAAGUUUUUGGACAAUUUAUUUUAGGGGUAGGUAAGAAUGGAGAAACCAGCUCGAGUGCGCUAGAAUUUGAAACUACGCAGCCGAAAAA